AAUCCAAUGAGUCAAUUUUCUUCGUUUUCUCAGCCAAAACAAAAAAAUUCACAAUUGAUUAUUCAUAGAAAUUAGACCACCUUUUGUGAUUCUAUUGUCUGUACCUAUUGCUUUCUUUCAUCAUUCUCCACAUAUAUUACAUGGCUUCUCUUCCGUGCUUGCUAGUGGUUAUUCUUUCACUGGUUUACAAUGUUGCUGCUACUUGUUCCAAUGGAACUUGCAAGCUUCUUGAUGAGUGCUCGUCUGAUGGAGAUUGCGGCGCUGGCCUAUAUUGUUUCUCCUGUCCACUUGGAUUUUCAGGCUCUAGGUGUGUGAGGUCUUCUGUCACAGAUCAAUUCAAGCUCAUUAAUAAUUCUCUACCGUUCAACAAAUAUGCAUUUUUGACAACACACAACUCUUAUGCCAUUGAUGGGGAGCCAUCCCACACAGGUGUGCCUCGUGUGACAUUCACCAACCAAGAAGACAAUGUCACACAACAGCUAAAUAAUGGAGUUCGAGGACUAAUGCUAGACACAUAUGAUUUUGAUGGAGAAGUGUGGUUAUGCCAUUCAUUUGGAGGCCAAUGCCAUGAUAUCACAGCAUUUGAACCUGCUUUAGAUACACUGAAGGAAAUUGAAGGUUUUUUAUCAGCAAAUCCAGCAGAAGUUGUCACCCUUAUCUUGGAAGAUUAUGUUCACACCCCCAAUGGUUUGACAAAGGUCUUCACUGAUGCUGGUUUGAUGAAAUACUGGUUUCCAUUGACAAGCAUGCCAAGAAAUGGUGCAGAUUGGCCUCUAGUGAGUGAUAUGGUUGCCAAAAACCAAAGGUUACUAGUUUUCACUUCUAUCAGGUCUAAAGAACAAAGCGAAGGCAUUGCUUACCAGUGGAAUUUCAUGGUUGAAAAUCAGUAUGGGGAUGGUGGAAUGAAAGAAGGAAGUUGUCCAAACAGGGCGGAAUCAUCUCCUCUUGAUGACAAAAGCAAAUCCUUAGUGUUGGUAAACUAUUUCAAAACAACACCAUUAAAGGUACUCACAUGUAUAGAUAAUUCUGGGCAACUCAUUAACAUGCUACAAACUUGUUACGGUGCUGCUGGUAACCGUUGGGCAAAUUUUGUUGCUGUUGAUUAUUACAAGAGGAGCGAGGGAGGAGGGUCUUUUCAAGCUGUGGACACUCUCAAUGGGAAGUUAUUGUGUGGGUGUGAUGAUGUUCAUACAUGUCAGCCUGGAUCAACUUCACAAGCUUGCUCAUCACCAUCAUAGACAACAUUGUAACAAGGACAACAAGCCUCUGAAAGUGUGUCAGCCAUUUGAUUGUUGUGCACUUGUGCACUAUCAGUAAUUUAAACCAUUAUUUCUUACCAGUGUCAUUGUAUCAUACACUCCAGCCGCCACAAAUGUGGCGAUUUAUGGUGCUUAUUUUGCUUCUCCCCAUCUUUUAAAGAUCAAAGAGAGCUAGUUGUUCCAUAGCCACAAAUGCAGCAUCA
Messenger RNA from Lotus japonicus, 1462 nucleotides. RefSeq names its product PI-PLC X domain-containing protein At5g67130-like. Bases 141 to 1238 code for a protein of 365 amino acids. Gene Ontology annotation, biological process: lipid metabolic process. The transcript is spliced from 8 exons. The record is from RefSeq and is a predicted model, not a curated record. Gene Ontology annotation, molecular function: phosphoric diester hydrolase activity. Lineage: Eukaryota; Viridiplantae; Streptophyta; Magnoliopsida; Fabales; Fabaceae.